ACUCACCACGAACGAACCCUACUCGUUCACUCUCCAAAAACCCUUUGAUUUGUCGCCCCCCCACCAACCUGCCUGCGUCGGACUUGCAAGCUCCGCCUCUUCUCCGUCUCUUCUCCGUCUCUCUCUCUCUCCGGUGACGUUCUUUAAGGUAACAAUUCGAUGAUUCACCACACCUUUCUAUUCAGUGACGACGGAACUAAUAAAUUAGACUUUCCCUGAAUUGGUUAUGUUUAGCUUUUAGCAUGAUGCUGAAUUCAACCUAUUUCACUACCAUUCUCUUCACUUCACUUCGCACUUCAUCAUCCUCCACCAAAACCUUCCUCCUUCUCUACCCUUACACAACUUUCUUCGCUCGCACCCACUUCAAAACACUCCACAAACUCCCAACCUUCAACGACACCGUUUCAUCUUUCAACCACUUCCUCCACCUUCGUCAACCACCACCCAUUCAAGAAUUCAACAAGCUCUUAUCAACAAUAAUCAAACACAAAUGCUACAACAACGUCCUUUCUCUAUAUUGUAAAUUGGAAUUUAAGGGAACUGUAAAACCCUCGCUCGUCACUAUGAGUAUAUUGAUCAAUGCUUUUUCUCAAUUGGGUCAAAUGGGUUUUUCUUUUUCAGUUCUUGGGAAGAUUCUCAAGAUGGGUUUUCAGUUAGAUGUUAAAACGCUUACUACAUUGAUGAAAGGUUUGUGCUUGAAAGGUAGGGUUUUGGAGGCAGUUAAUUUACUUGAUGAUUUUGUUUCUAAAGGGUUUAGGUUUGACGAGGUUUGUUAUGGGACAAUUAUUAAUGGGUUGUGUAAAAAUGGUAAAACAAGAGAUGCUAUUGACUUGUUUCCUAAGAUGAAGAAGAUUAGGGUUUACCCUAAUUUGAUUAUGUAUAAUACUGUUAUUGAUGGUCUUUGUAAACAAGGACUUGUAGAUGAGGCUUGUGGUUUGUGUUCUGAAAUGGUUGCUAAUGGUAUUGGUCUUGAUGUUUACACUUACAAUUCUCUUAUACAUGGUUUUUGUUCUGUUGCUCGGUUUGGAGCUGCGGCUAAGUUGCUCGAUGAAAUGGUUGUGAGGGGGAAUAUUAAUCCGGAUAUUUAUACUUUUAAUAUAUUGAUUGAUGGUUUGUGUAAACUAGGAAGGGUUACUGAAGCUUACCAUGUGGUUGCUGUGAUGAUUAAAAGAGGUCGAAAGCCUGAUGUUGUUAGUUACAAUGCUUUGAUGAAUGGUUAUUGUUUGUGUGGAAGUGUUGUCGAGGCUAAACAAGUGUUUGAUAAGAUGAUGGAGAGAGGUUCUUUGCCUAAUGUUAUUAGUUAUUGUACUUUGAUUAAUGGAUACUGCAAGGUUAUUAUGGUGGAUGAAGCCAUGAAGCUAUUCAUAGAAAUGCAUAAGAAGAAUUUAGUUCCUGAUACUGUAACUUAUAAUUGUCUUCUUGAUGGUUUGUCGAAAUCAGGAAGAACAUUGUACGAGUGGGACUUGGUUCAGGCCAUGCAUGCUAGUGGACAACCACCUGAUUUAAUUACUUACAACAUAUUGUUAGAUGAUUAUUUAAAACAUGAACAACCUGACAAGGCACGUGCAUUGUUUCAGCACAUUAUUGAAAUUGGGAUUUUGCCAAACAUACGCACGUAUAAUAUACUUCUUGAUGGUCUUUUCAAAAGUGGAAGAGUAAAGUAUGCAAAAGAGAUUUUUCAACUUCUUCCUGACAAAGAAUGUCAACCAAAUGUCCGAACAUAUAACAUUAUGAUCCAUGGGCUUUGUAAACAGGGUUUUUUAGAUGAAGCGGAGGCCUUACUUUAUAAAAUGGUAGACAAUCAUUGCUUUCCUAACUAUAUAACUUUUGAUACCAUUGUUCGUGCAAUUUUGGUGAAAUAGUGGGAAUUGUUAGGGGAAAGAAACUUCUUCAAGGAACGGUUGCUUGGAGGUUUAUGGGAAAAUGACAUGAAAGAUGACAAGAAGUAUACAAAGAUGGGUUGUGAGUGUGUAUGGCAGAAGAUUUUGCUCUGCUGGGCUAAAAUCUGGGCUUAGAUCCUGUUAACUAGCCUCUUGUACAACAAGAAUAUGAAGGUUUAGAAGAUCCAUUGGUGGACCUUUACAUACUUAAUUUCUUAAACCAGAAGCAGACCUGAAUGUCCUAAAAUAAAGUACCGCUGUCUGAUACAAUGAAGAAUAUGAUUUCACCUAUUCAAAGUGUUGUGCCAUCUCCUACUUUUCUAUGGAGGUUUAAGGUCUGUUAGUAUAUUAUGUAUAGUCUGCAUAGAAUAUUGUUGUGCUGUAUGUUUUAAUUGCAAGCUAUUCUUUUGUUGCAACAUUUUUGUUAUACCGAUGUUAGAAUUCCUUGGUGAUGUUAUCCAAACUCAAUUUUAUAAGUAAUUUUAUUUUCUGGAAAAUAAUAUUUUUGUUCCGUCUUAAAUUUUAAAUAUCUUGAAGCAUCUGAUUGGUGUCUAUUUAAUUAUGUUCCUAUCUUAGUUGCAUGCAUUUCUUUAAUUUAUCUGUUUUUUAACUCCUAGUGUUCAUGUCUUUUUUCUCUCUUCAGGUACGUACUAGUGAACAUCUCUUGAGAAAUUUCCUCAACAUUUACCUAUUUCAAGCCAAAAAUUAACUUUUUUCUGCUCUUGCAUCAGAUUAGUUGGGAAUUCAGAUAAAAGGAAAAUAAUAAAUAAUAAGAACUUUGAAUGUUGUGUCAACGACAUGGUUUGAUGAUGCCAAUACCGUAGAUUUAGAGCAUAAAUCCAUAUGCGUUUUUAUAUAUUAAUUGCAACUCUUGUAUUAUUUUCAUUGUAGCACUUGGAUGAUAAUCCUUGUCCCUACUAACAUGACUUCUUAAAUCUUAUCUCUAUUCUCACGGGGAAGUAUCGUUGGCUGCAUCUCGACCAGUGCUUCUCUACAUUUUUGUUGCAAUGGUCAUGAUCUUUCCCUUCAAUAUUUUCUAUUUGUCCUCUCGGUAAUUUUUUUUUCGAGGACACUCUUACGGAUAACUUUCCCUUUGCAGCCAAUUUCGUUUCCCGACUUUUUCUUUGCUGAUAUUUUAAUCUCCAUGGCAAAGGUGUUUUCAGAUUUGGAGCUUUCGGUUUGUUGAAUGAUAAACAGACAGGUUGCUAUAAUUGCUUGGCUUGAAGCUGAUUCAGUUUGUGUAGUCACUCAAUUGCAAUACCAAUUGUUCUUGUUCUUCCUUAUUUGUGGUGUAUAUUGCAAUGUGCCACUACAAAGAUACCAAAGGAAAAAAUUGUCUCUUCACUGGUAAUUGCUCUUAGCAACUUUUAUCUUGGAUUUCCUAAAAAUGUAACAUGUUCCUGGACAAGAAUUCAGUGUUCAUUUUGACAAAAUUUAGUUUCUAUUUGAAUAUUCUUAGAUUUUGGACUUUAGGCCUAAAUCAAUCCUAAAACUAGUCAAGAGGUGAAGAUUUAACAAACCUUACAAUGACAAAUUUGUCCAUACCUAUAGUCAAUGUGGGAUCUCAACUCACCUUCUCACACUCAGUACUGAACAUAUGAAGUAUGAACAAAUGGGACCUGAUAAUUGUGUGCGAGUUUGAUGCCUGAGUAGAGUUCAAGACAGUGAGUCACUCUUGUUGAAUUGGAAUCUUGCUAUGCUAAGGUUCAAGUCGUAGACACCCCUGCUUAUGCACAAUCUUAUAGAAGCGUCCUACGAUAUUUUGGAAUUUUUCUUUUAAAUUCAAGUGGGGGAUUGUUGCAAGUUGCAACAGAGAAACACAAUAGUGUGUGAAUUGAAAAUAAAAAAAAUCUACAGUCCCACAUCGGGAAAUAGAGAAUACUAGUUGUGUAUUUUGAAAAAUAAUAUUAAGCCUCACAUAGGUUAGAUUACACACAUUAUUUAUUUCUCAAUAGUAUAUAAAUGUUACGGCU
Trifolium pratense (red clover) is the source of this 3853-nucleotide messenger RNA. RefSeq names its product pentatricopeptide repeat-containing protein At3g22470, mitochondrial-like. The transcript is spliced from 8 exons. Lineage: Eukaryota; Viridiplantae; Streptophyta; Magnoliopsida; Fabales; Fabaceae. Gene Ontology annotation, molecular function: protein binding. The record is from RefSeq and is a predicted model, not a curated record. Bases 243 to 1862 code for a protein of 539 amino acids.